CCUUGACCCGGUCCCGGAUAAAACGGAAGACAACGAGCACUAACAUAAUUAAACAGAGUUUGAUCCCUCCAACCCACAUAUAAAACUGCUGCUGCUGAUUGACAGCUCAGCUCAAGCUCCUGAAUGAUUUAAUUGUUUUUGAAUCUGACAACAGAUGCAAAAAAUCUGCCUCACAUGAUGCAGAAACACUAAAAACAUCCAUGUUUCCACAAACAAUUUUAUCUUGGAGUUGAAUUUAGAAACAGACUGUUAUCUGUUAUUGGGCUGCAGAUGCUAGGAAAACUGCUUUUAUUAACAACCUGAAGAUGGCGCUGUUGUUUAGAGUCAGUGGAGACAAGAUACAGAGAAGACGCAAUAGUGAUGAAUAUUAUUUAACUGCAGCUUAAAACCCAUCAGGUAAAGGCAGUCGGACAGAUACACAACCGUAUGUUAAAAGUUUCCAUCAUUUGGUCUGUUUUUCCUUGCUGUUCUACUCCAGUCCAGCAGGGGGCGGAAAACGGACCAAUCAGCUGCUUUGUCUCAGUGUGACGUCCAGCGGAAGUAAAACUAAAGGCUCCAGCAGCAGCUUGUUUGGACUCAGCUGGAAGACGGUUGUGUUUUCGUAUCUCAGCUGAAUAUUUCAGUAGUUUCAGUAACAAUGUCUUCAGUUCAGCAUCUGAGAGAGUUUAUCAGAGAGCGACUAACUGCUGCUGCUGAAGAAAUCUUCUCAGAGGUUGAGAAAACCAUCGUCCGCUACGAGGAGGACGUCAGACUGCUGGGAACCUGCUGGAAACCCCAGAUAAACACGACCAGAACCGACCUCCUAAAGCAGCAUGGUAGCAAUCAAGAGGAAGUUCUCAAUGAGCAGCAGAGGCCACCCAGUGUAAACCAGGAAGAACCAGAACCCUUAAAUCUUAAAGUUAACCAGGAGGUGCUGGAACAUCGACAGAUUAAAGAGGAGCCAGAACCGCUACGCGUUAAAGAAGAAGAGGAGGAACUCUGUCUGGAGGUAGAGGAGUUUGUCUUGAAGGAGGAAACUCUUACCUUCAUGGAGACUCCCACUUAUCAAGAAAUAGACUUUGGUGAAGCAGGACCGAGCAGUGAGCAGCUUUACUCUCAGGAUUCUGAUGAUCAGAACCGAGAUCAGGAAGAAAGCUACUCUCCUGUGUCAGAGAGUCGGUCCGAUUCUGUCACAGAUGCUUGUGUAACCUGUGAUGUUUGUUUAAAAGGUUUUAAAUGUAAGUAUAGUUUAUACCGUCAUCAGAGAAUUCACUCAGGUGUGAAGGCUCACACGUGUUCCAUAUGUUUCAAAAGGUUCACUCAAGGUUCUCAUUUAAGAGCCCACAUGAGAACCCACACAGGUGAGAGGCCUUUCUCCUGUGAGACGUGUGGGAAAAGCUACACACAAGUCGGUGGUUUAAAUGCCCACAUGAGAACCCACACGGGCGAGAGGCCUUAUUCAUGUGAGAUAUGUGGGAAAAGUUUCAUCAGUUGUGCUAAUCUGAUUUGUCACAGGGGAACCCACACAGGUGAACGGGCAUUUUCAUGUGAAACAUGUGGAAAAAGCUUCAUUCAGAAGCGAAGUUUAAACGCCCACAUGAGGAUUCACACAGGUGAGGGGCGAUGUUCGUGCGAAACGUGUGGGAAAAGUUUCUCAGACAGGUGGUUUCUGAAUGCCCACAUGAGAAUCCACACAGGUGAGAAGCUGUAUUCCUGUAAGACCUGUGGAAAAAGUUUCUCCAAGAACUCGACGUUAAAAGUCCACAUGAUCACACACACAGGCGAGAGGCCGUAUCUAUGCGACAUGUGUGGGAAGGCUUGUAUUAGUAGAAGUUAUUUGAAAGUUCACAUGAGAACCCACACAGGGGAGAGGCCGUUUACAUGUGGGAAAUGUGGAAAAAGUUUCAUUCAAAGUGGAAAUUUAAACGUUCACAUGAGAAGUCACACAGAUGAAAGAGUUGAUGGAUCAGCUCUGAGUUCAGGGUUUGAGAUGUUUCUCUCCCAGAUGAAGACCACAGACGUUCUGAAUCAACAUGUUUGGAAGAAAGAAGAGGAGGAUCUUUCUGAGCAGCAGCUCUGGAACCUGAAGAGGAACUCUGCUCUGGACCAGGGGGAACUCAAAUACCCUCGUAUAAAAGAGGAACCGGUGGAACCACAACCUUCACACACUACAGAGGAACCAGAGCUUACACGUAUUAAAGAGGAACCAGAACCUACGGGGUAUGAAGCAGAUCAGGGACAACUGGAACGUACACAGAUUAAAGAGGAACUACAACAGUCACCCAGCCAGGAUGAACAGGAGGAACCAGAACCUUCACUGAUUAAAGAGGAACAGGAGGAACCAGAACCUUCACUGAUUAAAGAGGAACAGGAGGAACCAGAACCUUCACUGAUUAAAGAGGAACAGGAGGAACCAGAACCUUCACUGAUUAAAGAGGAACAGGAGGAACCAGAACCUUCACUGAUUAAAGAGGAACAGGAGGAACCAGAACCUUCACUGAUUAAAGAGGAACAGGAGGAACCAGAACCUUCACACAUUGUGGAGGAACAGAAUAACUUAGAACUUUUAUGCAUUAAGGAGGAACUGGAGCUUUCAAAUAUUACAAAGGAACCGGGGGAACCAGAAUCUGCAGGUUUAGGAACAGAUCAAGAGGAAGUAGAACAUCUACUUAUUAAAGAAGAACAUGGACAACUAGAACUUUCAGACAUUAAGGAGGAACAGGGUGUAGUAGAACCUUCAUGUAUUAAAAAGGAACACACGGAACCAGAACCUGAAGGAAUUGUAGCAGAACAGGAGGAACCAGAACCUGAAGGAAUUGUAGCAGUCUGUGGAGAACCAGAACAUUCACAGUUUGAAGACGAGCACGAAGAACCUCAGCUGCUGUCCUUCCUGAUCCACAGCAGUCAGCAGAUACAGCAGCUGUUAGUGAACCACUCAACUGAUGCCUUCAUGGACUCCUGGUCUUCUCAGAAAAGUAGCUUCAGAGAUUCAGAACCGAACAUUGAUCAUCUUUACUGCCAAUCUGGUGCUGAAGCUCAGGUCCAAAGACAGGAAGGAACCAGCUGUCCUGUGUCUGAGAGUCCGGCCCAGCCUGACCCGGAUACGCCUGUAAAGUGUGACGUCUGUGGAAAAGUCUUUAAAUACGAGCACAGUUUGGUCGAGCAUCAGGGAAUCCACUCAGGCGUGAAGCCGUAUGCUUGCAACACGUGUGGAAAAAGCUUCACGCAGCCCAGCGGCUUAAAGGUCCACAUGAGAAUCCACACAGGUGAGAGGCCGUUCACCUGUGAGACGUGUGGGAAAAGCUUCAGGUAUAGCAGCCAUUUCCACGUUCACCGGAGAACACACACGGGCGAAAACUCGUUUUCAUGCAAGACCUGCGGAAAGGUCUUCACCCGGAUCCGCAGUUUAAACGUCCACAUGAGGUUCCACACGGGCGACUGGCCGUUUUCAUGUGAGACCUGCGGGAAAGGGUUCAGUAACCGCUUCCAGCUGGACGUUCACAGGAGAACCCACGCUGGCGACUGGCCGUUUUUCUGUGAAACGUGUGGAAAAGGCUUCUGUAGAAGUUUUAGUCUAAAGGUUCACAGACAAACCCACACGGCAGAGAGGCCGUUCAAGUGUGAGACGUGUGGGAAAAGCUUCCGCGAUCCGUCCUAUUUAAAUGUUCAUAAGAGAACCCACACAGGGGAGAAAUACUCCUGUACAACGUGUGGGAAAAACUUCACCCAGCUUGGUAGUUUAAACGUUCACAUGAGAACCCACACAGGAGAGAGGCCGUAUUUAUGCGUCACGUGUGGAAAAGGUUUCACCAACAGCAGCCAGCUGAGUCUUCACACCAGAACUCACACAGGCGAGAAGCCCUUCUCCUGUGAAACAUGCGGGCAGAGUUUUUCCAGGAACAGCAGCUUGGUCGUUCACAUGAGAACCCACACAGGGGAGAGGCCUUUUCAGUGCAGAACAUGCGGUAAAAAUUUCACUCAGUACGGCGUUCUGCAAAUUCAUGUGAGGACCCACACUGGAGAGAAGCCGUUUUCUUGUUCAGCGUGUGGAAAACGUUUUAAUCAGAGCGGCAGUCUGAUGAAACACAUGCAGGUUCACACACACAGGAAGGUUCCUCCUUCCUGAACGGAUGGAAAGUGGAUCUAACCGUGGAAGGGAAUGUUUUUACCCUUUUAACCGCUGGGUUUUGUUGGAGGUUUAUCUUUCACACGUUGUUUGGAAAAACAGCUCGGAGCUGGAGGGUAGAUGUUUCUGGUUGCAUCCACUAACUUCUCUGCUGGGUUUCCAUCAAACUGCUUCGUUAAACAUGGUUUGACCUGUCAGGAUUACUGGUUCUGUGAGACACCGGGAAAUGUUUCAGCUGGAAGAAGAGCAUGUAAGAGCAAAACGGGACCGGUUGCUAUUUCUCUAGAUUUUAGCUAAAUGUAGUUAUCUAUUUCUGCCAGCAGGUGGCAUAGCCAUAAGACACUUCAAUAAAUCAAUUACUACACUAGACUUAAGUUAUUAUUCCAUAAAAUGUUCACCAUGUGAAUCCCUGAAUAAACUUCAGUUCAUCAGCUCAGCGUUCCUUCUUUGUAUCUUGAGUGAACCUCGGUUCCUCGGCAGAGAACUGGAUCUCCAGCCAUGGUUCUUAUAAUGAGACGGUGGGUCGUACAUCUCCAGAUAUUUCCUUCAACCUCAAAAUGAAUCUUCCCUUCUUCAUUCUGAACUUUUCCAGCAGACAGUACAAUACAACCAUAGAAGAAGAACUACCAAAGCAGCGCAGAAGAAGAACAGCUACGGGAGCUGAGCUGUAUUGGCAUUUUUGUUUGAUGCUCCUGAAUAGAACCGGUUCAGAAAGGAUUCCUGGCCCGGUUCCGACCCGGCUCUAGAUUGUCCUUGACCAGCUAACGUAGGGCUCUGGGAUUUCAUAGACCCUGAGUGCUUCAAUAGGAGCAACUGGACUUCCUGAGAACCAAAGGAGCCUAUUGGAUGAGAGGUGAAACCGAACCUCUAUGAAGAAAGAAAGUCCAUUUGGGUUUCUAUUAAAGGAUUUAGGAUUCUCCUGUUCUGGAUGGCUGAUAAUCUAGACCAAGAUAGCUUCAGAGUUACAGAAUCAACAUCAGAAUAAUCUCCAAAAUAUUGUGGAAUUUCUGAAUUUAUUCGAACAAAUAAUGAACUUUCCAGAACAAUCCAAAUGAUUUCUGUGUGGGAACAAACUGAUUCCCCGGCAGAAACUCCUGCUGGGAGGAAAAAACCCAAACUGGAGCAGCAUCCGGAACAUCCUUAUUGGUGGAUCCGUUUGAUGGGACAGAACCGUAAAGCAUGUAAAACUGAUGCAGUGUUGGAUUUAAAUCAAGAGUUUUACAGAAAACGACACUUUCUUUACUCAGAUUUAAACCCAUGCGUCACUUUUCUCUCUUACAAGGAAGAAAUUUCAUCAAAUCUGUGAUGGACUCUUUAAAACACAUUGAUUUUACAAAUACAGUUUUUCCAGAAACAUUUGGCCUCAUUUUCUAUUAAACUGUUGAAAUGUCUCUGGUUCAGAUCAGGAGGUGUUGAAACAUUUCAGUUCAGGAAUAUAAACCGGGUCAGGAAUAGAAUUUUGGACAGAAAUAAACAGGAAUAUAGAAAAUGGUUCUAUUGGACCCUACUGUUGAUCAGAAGGGUCCAGCUAACAAACAUACUAGUUACUCCUUAAUUAAAUAAAUGUUUUUUUGACACGAGAAAAGAAAGAAAAUCUUAAACAGAUUCUAGUUUUCAGUCGGAUCAGAACAACGUUUUAUAUUCAGAAAUAUAAUUAAAAUGAUAAAAUGUUGGUUUCUGCCAUCAUGUUCUGCAGUGUAGCUCCAUUUAAGAGCUGCCUGUCUGAAACACCUGAAAAUGCUGCAGAAACGGGUUUUGCAUCUUUAUGUGAUUGGAUCAUUUAAGCCGAUCCUCAUGGGCCGAUGUUCUGAAACCUUCUGGGCCGAUGUUCUGAAACCUUCUGGCCCAACACACUGGUGGAAAUUCUUUCUCUGUAGUCUGGUUCUAGAGAGUCCUGCUAAUGACCCAGUUAAUUGAUCCAGGUGUGCUGAAGCAGAGCUACUUGUGGACCAGAGUUUGGGUCCCCUGAGUCAGAGGAUUGUUGUCUAGUUAAAAGAAAGUUAUUAUUAUUAUUAUUUCAUUUUGAUGCCAAAGAUGUUCUGUUGAGCCCUGAAGGUGAGUUUAAAUGUGUCCUUCAUAUUUUUUAAGCUAUGUAAAUGUGUUAGCUUAUGGUAAACAACUCACUUUACUUUGAUUAGACCGUCGUAAUGAUCUUUCUAUCUGUAAAUAAAACCUUUAUUACACGUUC
Messenger RNA from Girardinichthys multiradiatus, 6293 nucleotides. Its product is annotated as zinc finger protein 12-like. NCBI's taxonomy places the organism in Eukaryota, Metazoa, Chordata, Actinopteri, Cyprinodontiformes, Goodeidae. Bases 638 to 4105 code for a protein of 1155 amino acids. The transcript is spliced from 4 exons. Gene Ontology annotation, biological process: regulation of cytokine production; negative regulation of transcription by RNA polymerase II; regulation of immune system process. The record is from RefSeq and is a predicted model, not a curated record.